Messenger RNA from Phyllopteryx taeniolatus (common seadragon), 6302 nucleotides. It is a transcript of the gene prmt3, whose product is annotated as protein arginine methyltransferase 3. Bases 4102 to 5712 code for a protein of 536 amino acids. Lineage: Eukaryota; Metazoa; Chordata; Actinopteri; Syngnathiformes; Syngnathidae. Gene Ontology annotation, cellular component: nucleus. Gene Ontology annotation, molecular function: protein-arginine N-methyltransferase activity. Gene Ontology annotation, biological process: peptidyl-arginine methylation. The record is from RefSeq and is a predicted model, not a curated record. The transcript is spliced from 17 exons.
UUUGAACAUUAAAUAUCUUGUCUUUGUAGUGUAUUCAAUUAAAAAUAGGUUGAACAAUAUUUUCACAUAAUUGUAUUCUGUUUUUAUUUAUGUUUAACACAACGUCCCAACUUGAUUGGAAUUUGGGUUGUUCAUCACCUUUAAAGACCUAACGUUAGGAGGUGGCCAUUGUCACCGUGCAUGCAGCACUUAAUCCAAAUGAAGAACAUCUGAGUUCGUCUGAUAAUAAUCUAGGUACAAGUAGCUAUUGAAACUCGAUGAACAAUGAGUCUCAGGUUUUACGAGGUAAAUUAUGCCAGUGGUUCGGUGCUGUAUCAUUAGAAUGGCUAACUGAUUAUAUUUAACAAUGCUUUUGCAGCCUCCUUGUGCUGUGCUUUUGGCUUCAGGUUGGUCAUAUGAAAUGGGGGGGACAAAGAGGUAAUAUCUGCUGCUAACUCAACUUUAAUGAGUGGAGAAAUACUUGAGUUUUUACCUUUGUUGUGUGAUUUUGUAGGUGAUGUGCGUCACAUUCCCGCAGGACAGGCUCACGUGGGCCUCUGCUGUGACCAUAAAGAAUGGUCUCAACCUUCUGGUAUUAAUGGCCUGACAACUGGUGACGUGAUUCCAACUUUGGCGAGAUAUCAAAGUGACACCACUGAUUCUGGAUCAAAAUCUAACAAUCUUUACCCAAACAGUCGUGGCUUGCAAUCCAGAAAUUUUCCAAAAAGCAAAAAUACUAUCAAUUUGGCGGCCUCAGCAGAUGCAGUUCAAAACCAUCCUGAGCACAAACAAGUCCCUUUUCCUGAUGGAAAUUCAACACAAGCAAGUUCUGAUUUGAGAAUGUUCUCAGCAGAGUUUGCAGUCAGUGUCACAUCUGGACCGUUUUUUUCAUAUUCAAAAGGAAAACGCUCUAUCAGGUGUGUAGUCUCAAAGUAAAUCACAUCAUAAUAUUGGGUCGCAACUGGUUUUUGACCAACUGAAACUGUCAAAACCAAUUGGCAGCAAGGUGGGCUCUGUAAUUAAGGGACAUUCCCCAAGUAGAGAAACUGCUCAGUGGCAUCCCAGUGAUUGGAUUGGAGGAAGGAAAGGAUACGCUCAGGUCUGGCACAUCAGGCCGGGCUUGAACAGAGCACAACCACGUGGACUCUACUGGCAAAGAAACAUGUUUUGCAUACAAAAAGCAGAAUCUGUGAUACUACGAGACAUCAAGCAAAAAAUGGCCACAAGUUAAAUAUUUCUCCAGAGGAAGCCGGUAUCAUUGCUUAGUCCGUCCGUGCAUUGAACUCUGAUGUAAAUCAGUGACGUGUGGUCAGGGUAGGCAAGUGAGGCAGAGCCCCCUGGUGGUCUUUCCUUUCCACUGCAUGUGAAUAGGAAAAAAAAAACGUAUGAUUAUGACCCCAAUUCCAAUGAAGUUGGGACAUUGUGUUAAACAUAAAUAAAAACAGAAUACAAUGAUUUGUAAAUCAUGUUCAACCUAUAUUUAAUUGAAUACACUACAAAGACAAGAUAUUUAAUGUUCAAACUGAUAAACUUUAUUGUUUUUAACAAAUAAUCAUUAACUUAGAAUUUUAUGGCUGCAACACGCUCCAAAAAAGCUGGGACAGGUGGCAAAAAAGAUUGAGAAAGUUGAGGAAUGCUCAUCAAACACCUGUUUGGAAUAUCCCACAGGUGUACAGGCUAAUUGGGAACAGGUGGGUCCCAUGAUUGGGUAUAAAAGGACCUUCCCUGAAUUCAUUUACAUCAAAGAUAGGGCGAGGUUCAUCUCUUUGUGAACAAGUGCGUGAGAAAAUAGUCGAACAGUUUAAGGACAAUGUUCCUCAAUGUACAAUUGCAAGGAAUUCAGGGAUUUCAUCAUCUACGGUCCAUAAUAUCAUCAAAAGGUUCAGAGAAUCUGGAGAAAUCACUAUGUAAGCGGCAAGGCCGAAAACCAACAUUGAAUGCCCGUGACCUACGACCCCUCAGGCGCCACUGCAUCAAAAACCGACAUCGAUGUGUAAAGGAUAUCACCACAUGGGCUCAGGAACACUCCAGAAAACCAAUGUCAGUAAAUAACAGUUCGGUGCUACAUCCGUAAGUGCAACUUGAAACUCUACUAUGCAAAGCAAAAGCCAUUUAUCAACAACACCCAGAAAUGCCGCCGGCUUCUCUGGGCCCGAGAUCAUCUAAGAUGGACUGAUGAAAAGUGGAAAAGUGUUCUGUGGUCCGACGAGUCCACAUUUCAAAUUGGUUUUGGAAAUUGUGGACGUCGUGUCCUCCGGGUCAAAGAGGAAAAGAACCAUCCAGACUGUUAUGGACGCAAAGUUCAAAAACCAGCAUCUGUGAUGGUAUGGGGCUGUGUUAGUGCCAACGGCAUGGGUAACUUACACAUCUGUGAAGGCACCAUUAAUGCUGAAAGGUACAUACAGGUUUUGGAAAAACAUAUGCUGCCAUCCAAGCAACGUCUUUUUCAUGGACGCCCCUGCUUAUUUCAGCAAGACAAUGCCAAACCACAUUCUGCACGUGUUACAACAGCGUGGCUUCGUAGUAAAAGAGUGCAGGUACUAGACUAGCCUGCCUGUAGUCCAGACCUGUCUCCCAUUGAAAAUGUGUGGCGCAUUAUGAAGUGUGCAUGGGUUUUCUCCAGGCACUCUGGUUUCCUCCCAUGUCCCAAAAACAUGCACGGUAGGCUAAUUGACAACUCUAAAUUGCCCGUAGGUGUGAAUGUGAGUACAAAUGGUUGUUUGUUUAUAUGUGCCCUGCGAUUGGCUGGCAACCAGUUCAGGGUGUGCCCCGCCUCCUGCCCGAUGAUAGCUGGGAUAGGCUCCAGUGAGGAGAAGUGGCUCAGAAAAUGGAUGGAUGGAAAAUAUGACAACGGAGACCCCGGACUGUUGAACAGCUGAAGCUGUACAUCAAACAAGAAUGGGAAAGAAUUCCACCUACAAAGCUUCAACAAUUCGUGUCCUCAGUUCCCAAACGUUUAUUGAAUGUUGUUAAAAGAAAAGGUGAUGUAAAACAGUGGUAAACAUGAAUCUGUCCCAGCUUUUUUGGAACUUGCCAUAAAAUUCUCAGUCAGUUUUUGUAGUGUAUUCAAUUAAAUAUAGGUUGAAUAUUAUUUGCAAAUCAUUGUAUUCUGUUUUAUUUGUUUAACACAAUGUCCCAAGUCAUUGGAAUUGGGGUUGUAGAUUAAAUUGUUCCAUUCUAGUUCUAUGGUCCGUGCUUUUCAUUGAUUUCUUUUUCAAUCCAAUAUUUUCAAUGAUUUCAUCAUUAAAAUAGCGGAAUUUUCAUAUUUCGUGUUCAAAUGUAUAGAAAGCGCAGCCACGAGUCACGUUGUGUCAUCGCUCCCAUGAUGCUUCAAGAGACCACGCACACACCCAUUCAGGCAGGCUGUGAUUGGUCCGUGGCUUCACACACACAUACACACACUGAUGUUUCCUCAUUACAUCGGCAAUAAUAUACGUUUUAUCACACAUGUACUGCACUUACUGACGUUUAACAGACUGUCUAAUAUAUUUAAUGAAAGUGUGUGACAUAUAGUCUUUCGAACUGCACUUACUGACGUUUAAAAGACUGUCUAAUAUAUUUAAUGAAAGUGUGUGACAUAUAGUCUUUCUUAUCGACCAGAAAAGCCACUAAAGGUGCACAGUGGAGUCUGGUAUGUACGGUGCCACAACCAGCAUGUGGCAGUGUUGAGUUGAGCUUUAUCGAGCUCCAGAGUCACUUGACGUAGUCAGUGCCUCACCAAUCAUGAAUCUCACCGCACGUCACUGAUGUAAAUGAUCUCAACCAUUUUAGUCCAGAACCCCCUAGUUUUGCUUUUGUAAUAAAAACUGAACUCUUUUUUAUUAUUUUUAUUUUUAUUUUAAACUUGAUCUGAACCAUUUGUUUUUUUAUGACCUAUACCCAUUUUUAAUACAACUACAAUUUUCUAUGCUCCAUUGUACACUUACAAAUACAUUAAUAAAACCGACUCUUUAAAAAAUAGAUUGAGUUUUCUAAAUCUAUUUUCAAACUAAGUGUACUGUAUUCGAGCAUGGGCUCGUGGUUUGCAGCGACAUCUGGUGGAAGUGUACGCCGGAAGUGUCACUGGUACGUACCGUGCGUCAUCUUAAGUCACCAGGAAGUAAUCGGGGAAACAGCAGCAUCAUGGCAGAAUGUACAGACGCACAAAACAACUCCUUGAGGUCAACGUCUUGUUUUACGAAUGAUUUGGCCGAGAAGGCGCAGCAGAAUUCACAUCCUUGUGCAGAUUUCGAGGACAUGCCCGAGCUAUCAGACGGUGAUGGUGACUCCGAUGAUAACGAAGAGCAGUGGCAGUGGAUGGAGGAGGACAGUCAACAGGUUACCUGUUUAUUUUGUGACAGAUUACUAAAUUCAGUGCCUGACACCUUGCAGCACUGCACGGCUGAGCACCAAGUCAACAUUAUAGAUCUGAUUAAGAAACACAAUUUAGGUGACUACAGUUACAUAAAGCUGAUCAAUUUCAUACGCUCAACAAAAUGUGAUCCAUCACAUCUCAUCGGGCUGCCAGAUGUUUCCUUACCGUGGGAGAGUGAAGACUUCCUCCAGCCAGUUAUACAGGAUGACCCCUUAUUGCAAACAGACCCUGAGGAUCUGUGUGGUCACCAGGGGAAGGUUGCAUCAACAUGCGAGCCAUCAGAGUCCAAUCAGGCAAUGCUGCAGAGGAUUACUUUUGCUGAGGAUGCUGUGGCUCAAUCCUUUGAAAAUCUGCAUCAACUAAAGCUGCUGCUCCAAGAUUUGGUGCUGAAUCCAGAAACUGGAAGCUCCACUAACCUGUGCAGUGUGGCUGAGCUUCGCGAGGAAGAGGACGAAGCCUACUUCAGCUCAUAUGGUCAUUAUGGCAUUCACGAGGAGAUGCUCAAGGAUAAAGUGCGCACUGAGAGUUACCGUGACUUCAUGUACAAUAACCCUGAAGUGUUCAGAGACAAGGUUGUUUUAGAUGUCGGCUGUGGGACUUGCAUACUAUCGAUGUUUGCUGCCAGGGCUGGAGCCAAGAAGGUCAUAGCUGUUGACCAAUCAGAAAUUAUCUACCUGGCCAUGGAUAUAGUCAGGUCCAACAAGCUGGAGGACAAGAUCACUUUGCUCAAAGGACGCAUAGAAGACAUCAGCCUCCCCGUGGAGAAGGUGGAUAUUAUAAUCUCAGAAUGGAUGGUUGAGCCAUUAUCCUCACAUGGAGAAAACAUGGAACAGUGGUCAACCUUCCCAAGAGUGCCCGGCCUACAAAGAUUACCCCAAGACAACAGCAGUGACUCAUCCAGGAGGCCACAAAGGAAUUCAGGACAACUUUUAAAGAACUGCAGGCCUCCUUUGCCUCAGUUAAGGGUUACUUUUUGCUGUUUGAGUCCAUGUUGGACUCCGUCUUGGUGGCCAGAGACCUCUAUUUGGAUGAAGAUGGUUCAGACAAUCGACUGCAACAGAGUGCUUCAUUCAGAGCUGGAGUUUGCAGCCGACUUUUGCUUGAAGAUUACCAACACCACAGACUGCACGGCAAUUGUCGGCUACUUUGACGUUUUCUUUGACAAAGGCUGCCGUAACAAGGUGAUGUUCUCCACGGGUCCACAGGUCACAAAGACCCAUUGGAAACAGACCAUCUUCCAACUGGAGAGACCCUUUACAGUCCAGGCUGGUGAGGAGCUUCAAGGAAAAAUCACAGUGCGCAAAAAUAAAAAGGACCCUCGCUCACUGUUGGUCACCUUUGACCUCCGAGACAGGAAGCUGACCUACAGCGUGCAGUAAUGUCAUGUAACUGACAUUAUAAAAACAGUAAAUGUGUUGUUGUUAGUAUUAGUAUAAAAACUGCCCAUGUAUUAAGCCAUUUUUGGAUUGUUUUUCUUAUUCGUAAUAAAAAAAUAAUAAUAUUCUCCUUGCCGAUGUGUUUUAUGUUAUCAGUUACAGGCUGUUGAGAGCUGAAGUUUGUACCAUUCAUUUCAUUAUGCACAUGAAGUGAAAAUUUAACAACAUUUUGGAGUUGCUCCCAUUUGCAGCUAAAACAUUGUUCACUCUUCUGGGAAGACACUCUACAAGAGGCUCUGAUUCACAAAUCUUUUUUCCAACUGUGAAUGUAUUUAAGUCCAGGUUAAAAACUUCUUUUUUUCUCAUGCGUUGUAGAGCAUUUCCACUUUAAAAUAAUCUUCCUUGCAUUGUACGCUGUUUUUAUUGUUUUUGUUUUAUGUUCGUAAACAGUUCUUUUUCUUUGUUUUUAAAUGCUUUUAAUCAUGUAAAGCAUAUUGGUUUACCAUCCAUCCAUCCAUUUUCUGUAGCACUUAUCCUCACCUUGUAUAUGAAAUGCGCUAUAUAAAUAAAGUUGCUUUGCUUUGCUGCUUCUA